AUGGAGAACGGAUUUCUUGAUAAAGUAGAGGACAAUGCUGCUGUCCAUGUGUGGUCAGAGAAAGCACAAUCAGAAAAAGGAGAUAGUCUAGCCGAGGGGUAUAUGUCGGAGUUAUGGGACUACACCUGCAUUAGUGUGACGCAAAAUAGCCUUCAGGAAUUAAAGAUAAUAUGGGAUCAUUGGAAUGACGAAACUAAGCAGCUGUUCAACUCUAGUUACGAGGAUUUUCCAUAUCUACUCGACAUUAAGGUAGAUGAGUAUUUGUUUCGGUCUUUCGUUCAGUAUUGGAACCCCGCAUAUAGUUGCUUGACCUUUGGAAGGUUUGAUUUAGUACCCACUAUAGAAGAGUAUACAGCUUUGCUUCGUUGCCCGAGGAUCCAGGUUGAUAAAGUCUACUCUAGAGCCGUAAAUGUCCCAACCUUUGUGAAGAAGUUGAUGAACAUCACCGGAAUGGGGGAGCAGUGGGUCACGGUACGGAUCAAGCAGAAGGGGGAAAGCAGAUGCAUCCCUUGGAAAAGCCUGCAAGAGCUGAUUUUGGCACACCCUGAUACAAGGAAAAAGGUCGACGUUUUUGCUCUAAGCAUUUAUGGGCUAGUAAUUUUUCCUAAGGCACUAGGGCACGUAGAUGAAGCCACCUCAGACCUCUUUGACCGACUUGAAAAGAUGGUUACACCAGUCCUGGCCAUUCUGGCAGAAACCUUCAGGUCACUAAAUGCGUGUAGAAGGACAGUCUUCUCCGGAAACUAUUCGCCAUUAAGAGAGAUAGCAGCUACACCAAGGAGAGAUGAUAUCUCCGAAGAGAAAUGGUUGGCCAUUCUUCAGAAUCUUCAGAAGGAGGACAUUGAGUGGAGGGCCCCGUGGUUACUUCCGGAUGAGAUCUUGUAUCGAUGUGGUAAUUUUGAUUGGGUCCCAUUACUUGGAAUUUGGGGAGAUGUUGGUUAUGCUCCAUUGAUGGUGCUAAGGCAGUAUAGGUCAAGACAGUUUAUACCUGCAACCCAAGGCCUAGCUGAGUUUGAAUUCUCAUAUAAAGACGAUGGUUAUAAAAAGAAUAUCCGAGAGGUAACAAAGGCAUGGGACCAAACCCGACGGAUGAAGAGAUUAGUCGUAGGCCCAACCACGACUCCUGAAUAUAAUGAAUGGUGGGUUAGAAGGAUCAAUGAUAGCAUCCCAAAGUCAGGUCAAGGAGAUAGUCAAUCGAUAGAGGAACAUUUGCGAGUUGUUCCCCCCGAAUUGGAAAUUAUGAAACAAGAUUUUGAAAAGAGGAAUGCAGAGCUUUAA
Gossypium raimondii (Peruvian cotton) is the source of this 1278-nucleotide messenger RNA. RefSeq lists its product as uncharacterized. The transcript is spliced from 2 exons. Lineage: Eukaryota; Viridiplantae; Streptophyta; Magnoliopsida; Malvales; Malvaceae. The coding region runs from base 1 to 1278 and encodes 425 amino acids. The record is from RefSeq and is a predicted model, not a curated record.